ACACCGAAAAAAAAGGCUGCAGACGGCCAAAAAAAAAAAAAAGCUUGAUUCUUCUCCCAUCCAGAACCCCUUUCUCAAUUUUUUCCUCCGAUCAAUAGCUUCCACCUACAUCACCGGUCAUCACCUGAUUCUUCUCCCAUCCAGAACCCCCUUUCUCCAUUUUCUCCGAUCGUGGGAUCCCUCCUUCAGAUCUGGAUCUGCCUUUCUCCAAAAUUUCUGCCUUGGGUGUUUUUGUUUCAUAUUCUGCAAUUUCCUGAUGUUUGGUGCUUAAACUUGUAUGAAUUUGCUAAAAGUGAAUGAUAUUCAGGGAUUCGUUGCUUGCUACUCAGUGUUUACUACUACAGCCACCGGUACGUAGCUUGCCCCAAAUUGCUUUCUUAAGAAUAUGUUCCUGUACUAGUCUCUAGUUUCUUUACAUCUAUGUUGAUACAGAUGGUUUCUGCCUUGUGUUUCUUCUAGUUUCAUAUGCAAUUUCUUGAUUCAUCACACCCUAGAUCAGAGACCAAAUUUGUGUUUGGAUUUUUGGAAGCCUCUUCUUCUUCUUCAAUCUCCAUGAAAGUAAAAUCGAGAUUUGAAACGAUUUUACCAUAAAAUUGCAAUUUUACG
Molecule: messenger RNA, 606 nt
Organism: Rubroshorea leprosula
Lineage: Eukaryota; Viridiplantae; Streptophyta; Magnoliopsida; Malvales; Dipterocarpaceae
Source: the annotation of a GenBank genome assembly